GAUCGCCUCGGUGAAGUGUCCGUGAGGUAUUUUAUAUGAAAAAAAUGCUGGAGUUUUACACGAACAUCAAUUCGGGAUUGAUGCCGGAGAGCAUGCAGCCUCCGCUCUCUUGCGCCGGGAGAACAGAGCUGAGUGCGAGCAUCAAGCGGGAGAAACUCGUCGAAAUAUGUGAGGGCUGUGGUCAGAAGAUCCAAGACCGGUACCUGAUGAGGGUGGGCGAGCUCUCCUGGCACGAGCAGUGCCUCAGCUGUUGCGUCUGUGGAUGUCCUCUCGCCCACACAUGCUACACAAGAAAUGCCAAGCUCUAUUGCAAGCCGGACUAUGAUAGAUUGUUCGGCGUCAAAUGCACGCGGUGCGGCGACAGAUUGCUCCCCCAGGAGAUGGUCAUGCGAGCACAGCAAUACGUGUUCCACAUACAAUGCUUCGUAUGCGUCAUGUGCUGCCAACCGCUUCAGAAGGGUGAACAAUACGUCAUACGGGCCGGCCAGAUAUUCUGCAGACAAGAUUUCGAAAAGGAGAUGUAUUUGAUGCAACACGCAGAAGACGACAUGAUUAUAGACGAUACAGAACGACCUCGAGACGGUAGACGAGGACCGAAGAGACCACGAACUAUCCUCACGUCAGCUCAACGGAGACAGUUCAAAGCCUCCUUCGAAGUCAGCCCUAAACCGUGCCGUAAAGUCCGGGAAGCAUUAGCCAAAGAUACGGGAUUGAGCGUCCGAGUUGUCCAAGUCUGGUUUCAAAAUCAGAGGGCUAAAAUGAAAAAGAUACAACGUAAAGCGAAACAGGAAGGCGAUAAGAAUGCUGACAAAGAAAAGGACAAGGACGAGAAGAGUAUCAAACAGGAAUCGCCUUCCAGUGAGAAUGGGAACUAUCUCGGGUUGGACACGUCGUAUUCCGCGUCAAGUCAGCCGCUCAACCCCAAUCUUCCAUACUCCCCUGAUGAUUAUCCAGCUCAUUCGGGCGACAGCUUUUGCAGUUCGGACAUAUCUCUAGACGGGAGUAACUUUGACCAGCUUGACGAAGGCGCUUCCGACACCAUGAGCUUACAGAACCUGGAAGUGCCCCACCACGCUCACCAGCACGGGAGCCACUCGUCCCACGAGCCUCUCAACCUGGGCACAGGAGCGAUAGUCAACCCGAUAGACAAACUGUAUCUAAUGCAGAACUCUUACUUUAGUACAGAUCACUGAUUCGCUGACCGCGCUCUCCGCAACCCUGACGCGAGACAGCGCAUCUACCCUAAGGACUUUACAAGGUGUACCGAAACUAAAACUAGUCAGUCGACCUCUGUUACCGAAGCACACAACUCGGUGUUCGGAUUCGGUUUUUAUUCGACGUUGUAAAUUGUGUAUAGUAGUGAUAUAAGAGACAUUAAGGAAUAAAGGAGUAUCCGUGUACGUUUUGUAUAGCUAUUAGAUAUUAUUUCACGAAGACCGCUCAGCCUCGGUUAUAGUAGUGAAUGAAUAAAGUUUUGCGCAUUUGUGUGCGUAACGUAAGCCGCGUCAUUGUCGUAAACUUGUGCCACGCACGCUAUAACAAUGUAAAAACGUGUGCACCCAACAAGCAUACCCAAACGGUUUUCGUGAAAUAGAACAUCAGCAAAGGAACUGUAUUUGAAUUUUGAACCACGACAUACUGCAACGUGCAUGCGAUGUGCAGAGUAGAGUACCUACUCACUCUCCAUCAAUCUCUAACCA
Messenger RNA from Maniola jurtina (meadow brown), 1700 nucleotides. It is a transcript of the gene Lmx1a, whose product is annotated as LIM homeobox transcription factor 1-beta. Gene Ontology annotation, biological process: neuron differentiation; regulation of transcription by RNA polymerase II. NCBI's taxonomy places the organism in Eukaryota, Metazoa, Arthropoda, Insecta, Lepidoptera, Nymphalidae. The transcript is spliced from 4 exons. The record is from RefSeq and is a predicted model, not a curated record. Gene Ontology annotation, molecular function: RNA polymerase II transcription regulatory region sequence-specific DNA binding; DNA-binding transcription factor activity, RNA polymerase II-specific. The coding region runs from base 36 to 1193 and encodes 385 amino acids. Gene Ontology annotation, cellular component: nucleus.